AUGUCAAACAAUCCAAAAACAUUGGCUGAUAAGGCUAAAGAUGGAGUUGAUCAUGCUGCUAAUAAAGUAAAAGAAGGUGUUCAAACAAUACAAGGAAAAAUGGAAGGAAAAGAAGCUGAGAAAAAUCAUCAACAAGCAAAAGAUGCUUCUACUGUUGAUGGAGCAAUUUCUCAUGCAGUCGACGGACUCAAACAUGAUUCAAAAAAAGCCAGUUGUGAUGCUCAAGCAGAAGCGUACAAACAAUUUGAAAAUGAUAUUGAUUUUAUUAAUUAUGACUGUAAUUUGAACAUAAUAGAACCAGAUGGUAGUCAUCUUAAUGUACUCGAAACAAAAUAA
Messenger RNA from Didymodactylos carnosus, 336 nucleotides. The record is from the annotation of a GenBank genome assembly. Lineage: Eukaryota; Metazoa; Rotifera; Eurotatoria; Philodinida; Philodinidae.